AUGUCGUCUUCUCACAAAAACAAAAGGAUGAAAAAAUCUUCCCUUGAUAGGAUUACCUUGCAGCCGCAAGAUUUAAUUCUCUGUCAAAUUCUCCUUGAUUUGAGAUCGUCGAUUAUAAGUGCCGAUAUAAUUAGCGACUUGCCGGAUCCAAUACUUUGUCACAUUCUCUCCUUUCUCUCAACCAAACAGGCUGCAACCACUAGCAUCCUCUCAAAGAGAUGGAAAUCGGUGUGGCUCUCGGUCCUCUCUCUCGACUUUGAUGAUCAAGCCUUCAAAGUUUACGAUAGUUUUCGCAGAUUUGUUUACACAACCAUGUUCACUUUGCGAGACAAGAAUGUUUCAAUCCAUUCAUUUAACUUCAAAAGUGGAAGAUCUUCUCAAUUCACACAAAAACAAUACCAUAGAAUUUUUAAAAUGGUGAUGCAAUAUGGACUCAAGAAUCUUAACUUCAACAUGUCCAAUAAAUUAGGUACUACCAAAUUACCCCCUCGGAUUUUCGGUUUUAAGAUGCUUCAAGUUCUUAAGUUGACCAACAUACAAAUGGGAGAUUUUGAUAAAGUGGAUUUUCCUCAUCUUAAAACUCUUCAUUUGAAUAUUGUUUGGUUCAAAAAUCAUGAAUAUAUUGUGAAGUUUCUCUUUGGUUGUCCUAUUCUAGAAAAUUUCAAAUCAUGUUUAUACUUCAACAACCAUUCUAGGCACCAUGUAUUGAAAGACUCGGGUAUUUUACCUAAUUUGGUCGAAGUGCGGAUUUCUGGUGUGAAUACUCCAAUGGUUUUAGUUUGUAAGGCGAAGAUUUUGCAUAUGGAAUAUGUAUGA
Messenger RNA from Trifolium pratense (red clover), 816 nucleotides. RefSeq names its product putative F-box/FBD/LRR-repeat protein At5g22670. The transcript has a single exon. The record is from RefSeq and is a predicted model, not a curated record. NCBI's taxonomy places the organism in Eukaryota, Viridiplantae, Streptophyta, Magnoliopsida, Fabales, Fabaceae. Bases 1 to 816 code for a protein of 271 amino acids. Gene Ontology annotation, molecular function: protein binding.